This is a messenger RNA of Penicillium griseofulvum, 1584 nucleotides long. RefSeq lists its product as uncharacterized. Lineage: Eukaryota; Fungi; Ascomycota; Eurotiomycetes; Eurotiales; Aspergillaceae. The coding region runs from base 1 to 1584 and encodes 527 amino acids. The transcript is spliced from 3 exons. The record is from RefSeq and is a predicted model, not a curated record.
AUGAUUAUGAAUGACGGUCGCGAUGCUAUGUCUGAUCGCGGAGUGCUCCAUGCGGAGGCCAGUGUGAACACCCACUCUAUGAACAACGCGGCGUCUCCCGCGCCUCACAAACCAAUUCCUUCGGCCGAUUCCCAAACCGCACAAUUGCCGCAACCAUUGUCACUACAAAUAGAUGGCCUGAACGCCGUUACCGUCGCUCAUGGCGACGGUAACCCGAACCCAGCCUAUAUCGAAUCAUCGGAGCGCGGCAGCGAUACGUCAGGCGAUGGCCGACGACUAGGCCUUUCCGCUAGCACCCUCACAGACUCUCUUUCCAGCUUUCCUUCAUCCUCGACCAAUGGUAAUAGCCAGUCGGCAGAGUUCAGUAACUCUCAUACAUUGAAUGGACAUACAUCGAUACCGUGGGUGGACCGGGAGUUAUUGGAAUCCCAGCUCGCCCCGCACAUGCAGCCGGUGAAUGGAGGUGCCUCAAUAGAUCGAUGGCAACCCUCAUUGUCGCCGAUCAAAUCCGGCAAUGUUGCAAUAUCACCGCCGCCAUCACCAAAACAUUCACGCACAAGGUCAAAUUUUGAUACUCGCUUGGCCCCAAGCCAGAAACGGACAGCAGCUGGCGACUUCAAAUCCACUUUAGAUCCACCCACACCUCAUAGUGCCGACGCGAAUGGAGCUGCGCGACGACGUUCGAAGAGCACGGGCUCGUCAGCUUAUGGGAGUAGGAUUGCACAGUUGUCGGUCCAUAUCCGUACACGCCUGUCAUACGCGGCUGCCAAAGUAGAACAGGCCCGACAGUCGCGCGAAGCUACCCCACAAACUGCAUUGCGAACACACAACAGCGCGUCGCCAUUGAGCCCGUCGGCACCAAGUGACGUCGCAUCAUUACCGGCAAGAAGCUCUACGCGUUUUUCACCAGAUUCUCAAGCAUCUUCCAACGGAAACUCCAAUCAUUUCCCGAGCCAUAAUCGCUCGCGAUCAGCAUUUUCAUCUAAUCAAUUCAUUCCAAUUCCCAAGCUAGCACCGCCUGUCGAUAUCAUCUCAUCAAAUGGUCAUAACCACCGCCGUCGCCCGAAUCCUAACGCAGUCUCCAAACCCUCAGACCACAACCCUAUCUCCCGCCACCGACGCCACCAUUCACAUCAAGAGAAUGCACUCACCCGACCACUCAACGGCCAAGUCCUAGGGCCUCAGAUACCCUCGCUCUCAUCAUCUCUCACACACCCACCAACAUCCACACCGAACGGCUUCUAUAGACCGCGCACCCAUUCCGAAAAUACACUUAUGGAACAAGAUGCCAUCGAAACCCUGAUGUUCAUGUCCAGCCCUGAGAACUCGGGGUAUCGAUUCAGCCCUCGCCCUCUCCAAGCAGCGAGCACGCAAAGCAGCCUGAAUGAGUCCAUAAACGCUCCCAGCAAUGGAACUCACCGCAAUGGAAGCCAGGGCUCCCAAAGCUUAGAAUCUCACAAUGAUUGUGGGCCCGAGAGAAAACCAGGGAUGGAAGCUCAUGCUGGUGAUGAUAUUGAUCGCCUCUUGGAUCAAAUGGAUAGUGAUAGCGAGGAUGAGGGCCGAGGGCAUGAUCGCCUGAGGUAA